AUGGUCGUCGUCCGCAAGGCCCGGAGCCUGGGGACGUUGGCCAUGGCGAGGGCGGCCAAGGCGCAGCACCAGCGGGAUGCCAGGUCGCUGUAUGACGACGAGGAUCUUGAUAGCGACGACGACGAGUUCGACGCAAGUCUUCUUGAUGCGAAUCUUGUCCCUGCUGUCCGUCGUCGUCUGCUUGACGACCGGCAUCCGUACUUUCCCCCGCCACCUGCGGCAGCGAAAAGGGUCAAGAUGAAGAGAAGGACGAGACGUCCGGUGGAGGAGAUGCCGCCGCUGCCUCCAUUGCCGGCUUUCAUGACUCAAUGA
Trichoderma citrinoviride is the source of this 312-nucleotide messenger RNA. RefSeq lists its product as hypothetical. The record is from RefSeq and is a predicted model, not a curated record. The transcript has a single exon. Lineage: Eukaryota; Fungi; Ascomycota; Sordariomycetes; Hypocreales; Hypocreaceae. The coding region runs from base 1 to 312 and encodes 103 amino acids.